UGCGUUCCGUCCUGCUGUCCAGGAAUGAAACUCUGCUGACUGCCGCUCAGCCAACCAGAAGAGGCGUAUUAACAGCCUUUGAGAGUGAUAGCCAAUGAUAUUGCACCGUGAAACGUAAACAAAUACACGCACUUGCAUGUUGAGACGUCAGUGUUACAUGUGUAGAUCCUCGCAGCCCAGACAGCAAGAAGAGAAGAAGUGUUGUAUGUAAUCAGCAGUAAGCAGUGGUGGAAAGGAAAGCAGACAUGGCAAGUGAGGUGCCGCCCACCAAACGCCUUCGUCGUGCAAACUUUUCGGAUGAAGAAAUGCUGACAAUAAUACAGGGUUGGCUGGACAGAAAAACUGUCUUGCAGGAGAAGUUCAGCCAUCAAGUAACUGCAGAGAGAAAAAGAAAGGCAUGGGAAGAAAUAACUUGUGCUGUCAAUGCAGUUUCUCCUGUAGCAAGAGAGAGAGGAAGUGAAGAAAAAAUUUAUUGACUUCAAGUCAUCAGUAAAGAGGAAGCAUGCUGCUCUCAAGUGUCAACAGGAAAAAAACUGGUGGCGGAGUGCCUGAUGUAAAACCCCUGACCAGUGUUGAAGAGGCAAUGCUUCCGUUAAUAAAAGAUGUCCAAGUAUCUGGUGUUCCUGGACUUCGUGACCCUCAUCCUGCCAGUGAUGAUGAAGAGGACUUGGCAGCAGGUGACAUAGAUGUUACACUACCAUCAAGGCCAGCCUCACCAAGACCCAGUGGCACCCAAAACCUCCAAAUCUCAUCACCUCCAGAGCCUCUGUCACCAGACACUGACACAGAGGGAGUAGUGGAGAUAGCAUCUGAACCUGCUCCACCACAAGCUGAUGAUCAUCAAUACAGCCAACCUCCUCAGGCUGGUAGAAAUCAGAGAGGCUCAUCACGUCGUGAGGGUACACUGGCUCCAGAAAUGCUUCAAGUUCACGAGGACAUAAGAAACUCCUUGUCUGAUUUGACUGAAUGCAUUACUACAUAUUUGCCAGGAAUAGCAACAUCUUUGAAUGAAUUGGCAUCUCGCAGACUUGUUUAGGAACAUUUCAAAAUGUCCUACAAAAUAUUCUUAUGUUAUUUUGCA
Messenger RNA from Portunus trituberculatus (swimming crab), 1081 nucleotides. RefSeq lists its product as uncharacterized. The coding region runs from base 503 to 1036 and encodes 177 amino acids. The transcript has 4 exons. The record is from RefSeq and is a predicted model, not a curated record. NCBI's taxonomy places the organism in Eukaryota, Metazoa, Arthropoda, Malacostraca, Decapoda, Portunidae.